ACCUAACCUAGUUCAAGGUCAGUUAGGCUGCCUGUCGUUAUGGCAAUAUAGGGGCGCCUAAUAUAUUGUAAUCUCCAAGCCAAGUUCCUGUUCAUUCAUCAACUUGUCCCCAAUUAUCUCGAUAAUGGAUGACUGGAAAUACUAUUUUCAGAUAGUGGAUAUACCAGUGGACGAAGAGUCUUCAUUCUCGUGUGAGAGUGUCCAGCCAGCUGAACUCGGUACUAUUCCUACAGAUGAAACUGUGGAGGAUAUCACUAACGAACAAAGCAGGAUUGAAGGCGUAGAAAAGGCACAAGAUGGAUUUAGACGAAUGCAAAAUACAGCACAAACAGAUUUUCUAUUGCCGACUGCCGACGAGUAUAUUAGGAAUUAUCUUUUGGAAAAUAAUUUCAUUGACACAUUAAAUGCUUUUCAGUUUUCGACAAAUGCACAAAGGUUCUACUGAGUUAACGGAGGCUGGGCAAGUCCCCAGCGUUUACGUUGAACUUAGUGAAACAAAGAAAAGUCUCUCUAGGUCGAAGCAGGAAAUUUGUUUGCUAAACGACACCGUCAAAAAGCAAGAAGAAAAUUACAAGAGGCUUCAUAAGGAAAAGGAAUAUUAUGCGCUUAUGCAUCGUCGAUCGAUAGAGGAAAAAUGUGACAUGCUUAAUCAAGUCAAAAAAAUGAAAAAGCAUUAUGAGGAAUAUGAGCCAUUGCUGAAACAACUACAAAAGAAAUACAAUGCGGCUAUGAGGGAAAAAGCACUCAACCUCUUGGAACGGGAUCGUGCCCUGGAAUAUGCCGAAGAUUUGCGUACCGCGCUCGCCUCCUUACAAAAGCUCGGGAUAGUCGAUGAGGAGAGCCGUGCGGUCGUGGGGACAAUCAAUCGAAAUGGAGAACCGUCGGACCAGACCAGAGGUGCAAAGUACGUGGUUGAGACUGCUCAUACCAAACAGAACCGCGAUGUACUCAACCCAGCCGGUAAAAGCAAGGGACAGUCGGAUACAACAAAGAAAACCCAAUCGGGAGCAGGUAUCGCUGAACUACCACCGGACACAGGAGUCAACCCACUUCUGUUGAAACUAGCGGAUUUAACCGGACAGACGGACUCUGGUCAGACGCGGAAGCUCAUUUUGAACGUUCAGACCCAUGAGACGGCCGCAAGUGGGCUCUCUAUUCAUCCAAGCAAACCGCUGCUAUGCUCCGCGGGGGAUGACAAGCAGUGCAAGCUUUGGAGUGCUGCCUCAGUGACACCACUCCUAACAUUUGCAGCGAACGGACUGUGGUUGUCCAGCGCGGAGCUUAAUCCCAAAGAGGACCUGGUGGCCACAGCUGGUGGAGAUGGCACCGUACAGAUCUGGCGACUCGAACUCGACAGUGCGUCGUUGGUCGACGCUGAUGAGGGGUCCAUUUCAAUCGAAGAACGAAGUGCGGACCAGCAAAUACAGAACAAAGCCGAACAUGCUGCGACGUUGAAGCAUCACGUCGGGGCUGUGUGGUCUCUGUGUUGGCACUGGGAAGGACGUUUCCUGGCGAGCGGGGGUCUUGACGGAAUCAUUUGUAUUUGGGAUUGCGAAAAGGCCAAAUCCACCAUCAAUGCCACCUCAACUGGAAGGCACUUUUGCAGAUCGGCCUUUAGAAAGCACCACGGCUCAGUCAACUCUGUCGCAUUCCUGCCUUAUGGGAACAUCAUGGUCAGUGCUUCAGUGGACAAGACCGUUUCUCUUUGGGACGUGAGAAGUGGAAUUUGCAUACGGAGUCUGAUAGGACAUGAGCAUUCAGUUAACCAUGCAACAUUCAAUCAACAGGGCACUUGUAUCGCCUCUUGCGACAGCGGUGGAUCCAUUCGAAUUUGGGACCUUCGUCGGUUUGGGCGUCAUCCCGAUGCGGGAAAAGACAUCACGCUAUCACAUAUGGACUGGUCACAGAACAGGAAAUCCCAUUUUAACCCGUCUAUCAAACAGUUAGCUUUCGACUUGAGCGGCAAGUAUGUGGCCGCAGCAUGUGCUGACACCAACAUUGGCUACUUGGAAGUAAUGGCCAAGCAGAUGUCCUACUUGCAGGGACAUGACGACGCGGUUCAAUCUGUCGUGUUCGACUACAGUACUGAUCGCCUCUAUUCCCUCGGGGAUGACGGACGAAUUUGCGUGUGGAAAUAGGUGCAAACCGUUUUCACGAGUGCCUUUUGUCUAUCAGUUGCAGUUGUGCCGGCUCAAAUGUAUGAACAGAUUCUUGCGAGAAUUUCCAAAUGCAACUUGUGACAAUCAUGAUAUUUGGCUAGCAACAACAAGCACAUUCUUAGUUCCAUUUACCAAUGACUUUGAAACAGAAAAGAAUACAAAAGUACGGUAAUUAACGUUCUUGAUCC
Molecule: messenger RNA, 2347 nt
Organism: Dicrocoelium dendriticum
Lineage: Eukaryota; Metazoa; Platyhelminthes; Trematoda; Plagiorchiida; Dicrocoeliidae
Source: the annotation of a GenBank genome assembly